AUGGCCCAAUUGCAUAAACUUGGCCUCCACAGCCCCAGCAAGCUUUCUAAGAGCUUUGCCGUCAAAAAAGUUGGCGAAAAUAAGUACCAGGGUGUUGUACCCCUAAGUAAGCCCUCUGCCACCAGCCGGGGAGUUUUUGGGGGCAAUCUCUGCGCCCAGGCAGUGGUAGCUGCUAUGGAACAUACUCCUGGGUUUGUGCCCCAUUCGUUGCAUUCCUACUUCGUCAAAGCAGGAGACGACCAGUCACCGUGCGAGUUCGAAGUGGAGACCGUCAGCGACGGAAACAAUUUCGCCAACAGGCUCGUUCGUGUGGUGCAAAAGCUGGAGCUCAAGUAUAUGGUGAUGAUCAGUCUCACCAAGAAGAACUCGAUGGCCAGUGCCCGUCACAACUUCAAAGCUGGUAAGAGUCCUCACCCAGUAGAGUACCAGGUGCCAGCGUCGUCGUCGUUCUACAAGUACAACCAUCGCGAUCUCCCGGUGCAUACUACCUACGACCACGGAGGCAUGCUCCAACACAAGUUUCCUCCCGACUUUCUAGACCACUCAUUGAGCCAUGGCGAGCACGAGAAGAGCCCGGGCGAACGUGACUUCUCGUUCUGGAUCAGAAUCGGAGACGAAGGCUCCAAGGGCGUAGGCGAGAGCAAAUUCAAGUACGCUGGCUUCGGGAUGAUUUCCGAUUCCUUGUUCUUGACAUCGCUAGCCAGAACGUUGCGGUUGCCGCUCGUGGAUGGAUCAAACGACGCUGCAAGUAUGGGUCCGACUGCGAUCAAGAGCAGCGGUGGAAAAGGCCCAUACUUCUUCUCGGUGUCGCUCGACCACUCGGUGUUUUUCCACGACGACGACUUCGAUCCCCACGAGUGGAUCUAUGCUUCUUUCAAGGCUCCACGGUUGUGCAACAACAGGGUGUUGUUCCAGGGGUCGUAUUUCGACACCAAGGGUCGUCUUUUUGCCAGCAUAGUGCAGGAGGGCUUGGUGUUCUUUGACGAGGGAAAUGCUCGCAAAGCUAAAUUGUAA
Messenger RNA from Suhomyces tanzawaensis NRRL Y-17324, 1014 nucleotides. RefSeq names its product Thioesterase/thiol ester dehydrase-isomerase. Gene Ontology annotation, biological process: fatty acid catabolic process; acyl-CoA metabolic process. Gene Ontology annotation, cellular component: peroxisomal matrix. The transcript has a single exon. Gene Ontology annotation, molecular function: fatty acyl-CoA hydrolase activity. NCBI's taxonomy places the organism in Eukaryota, Fungi, Ascomycota, Pichiomycetes, Serinales, Debaryomycetaceae. The coding region runs from base 1 to 1014 and encodes 337 amino acids. The record is from RefSeq and is a predicted model, not a curated record.